This is a messenger RNA of Rhinichthys klamathensis goyatoka, 1957 nucleotides long. It is a transcript of the gene slc25a38b, whose product is annotated as solute carrier family 25 member 38b. The record is from RefSeq and is a predicted model, not a curated record. Gene Ontology annotation, molecular function: glycine transmembrane transporter activity. The transcript has 10 exons. The coding region runs from base 523 to 1422 and encodes 299 amino acids. Lineage: Eukaryota; Metazoa; Chordata; Actinopteri; Cypriniformes; Leuciscidae. Gene Ontology annotation, cellular component: mitochondrial inner membrane; mitochondrion. Gene Ontology annotation, biological process: glycine import into mitochondrion.
CACCGCUGGAAUAAUCAAGCUGAAACCGGUUCUUGCCCGUUGUUCUGGAGUGGAGACUACGCAAACAUUACGCAGGAGUUACGCAAACAACGCAGAACUUUCUUGCGCGAGGCGUACAGCGUAGCUUCAAACUCACAGAUCACGGUCUCCGCGGAGCAAUGUGAUAUUGAAAACUUGUGUAACCUACGCACUCCUGCUGUUUCACCUGCAGUUUAGCAGCCCUGUAACAUGUUUUGAUUGCUUGAAAGGAAAUUACGCAGUUUUAGACAUCGAAAAACAGAACAAUUGAAUCCGUGUAGAGUGACAGAAAGAGCGAGAAUCAUGAUGAAGAUCAGUCCUCAUUCACUGUUUCUCUUCGGUCCUUAACAGACAGUCUGGAAUCUUUGACGUGUAAGAAGACAUCACGACGGCCAUAGAAGAGAUAAAAAGGAGGGAGUUGAGCUCUUCCUCUGUGCAAGCUUCAUCAUCCUCCUCUUCAUCCGCAAUGGAGCUUGCCCUGCAGUAAGAGUGUGAUAAAGAGAGAUGCAAGAGAAAAAGGACCCUCAGCCCAAAUCUGCCAGCAGCCUGGGAAAGGCUCAUCCUGCCCUGAAGGCCUUCAUGUGCGGCUCUCUCAGUGGCACCUGCUCCACUCUGCUGUUCCAGCCGUUGGAUCUGGUGAAGACCAGACUGCAGACCCUGCAGAACAACAUGCACCCGGGUGCUCCUAAAGUGGGGAUGAUUACAGUGUUUUUAAACGUGAUCCGCACAGAGAAGCUGUUUGGCCUGUGGAAGGGGGUUUCACCGUCGUUCAUGCGCUGUAUCCCUGGUGUAGGGAUCUACUUCAGCACAUUUUACUCGCUGAAGCAGCAUUACUUCGAGGAUGGGUCUCCGAGCGCUGGGGAGGCGGUGUUGCUCGGGGGAGGGGCUCGUUGUGUGGCAGGGGUGGCCAUGCUGCCCAUCACAGUCAUUAAGACUCGCUUUGAGAGUGGGCGGUACAAUUACGUGAGCGUAGCCGGAGCUCUUAAAAGUGUGUGUCAGAACGAAGGUCCCAGGGCUCUUUACUCCGGGCUCACGGCGACUCUGCUCAGAGAUGCCCCGUUCUCUGGCAUCUAUGUCAUGUUCUAUAGCCAGGCCAAAAAGGCUUUACCACAGGAGAUCAGCUCUUCAUCCUUUGUCCCGCUGGUUAAUUUUGGCUGUGGUGUGGUGGCUGGUAUUUUGGCCUCUCUAGCCACUCAGCCAGCGGAUGUGAUCAAAACCCACAUGCAAGUCAGCCCCGCAUUGUAUCGCAAGACCAGUGAUGCUGUACGCCACGUUUAUGCUAAGCAUGGCUUGAGCGGGUUCUUUCGGGGGGCGGUUCCUCGUUCUCUGAGGAGAACCCUGAUGGCUGCCAUGGCCUGGACUGUGUACGAGCAGCUGAUGGCACACAUGGGCCUGAAGUCCUAAAGACACCUGACGCACUUUUUUUGUAGACUUUUCAAACACUGGCAAAAGAUGGCGUUCUGUCAUCCUCGAAGAGUUGAUCAAAUUGAAAGCAGCUAGUGUUGGCUGAGGUACCGGUAAUAGAAGGCUUGUGUGUAUGUGUUUGUGUUUUAAGUGUAGUGUGUCUUUACCCCAUGACACCUCUGACAGUGACAUUCCUAAAUUGCCACAUUGUCAGCUUGUCUGCCUUGUUGAUGCCUGCGCACUGAAGAAUACCAAUGAGAGACAGACUGCUAAAUCAUGUCCCGUCAGCUCACAUGAAAUCACUCAUGAGAGAAUCCUCCUCACUAACCAAUGAACUCAAUAUACCACAUGACCGUGUCAUUAAAAAGUGCCCACCAUUGCAGGUCUUUUGGAAAUGCACAACUCUGUGUCUGAGACCAUUAAGCCUAGUCCACUUUUAGUCGAGGAUGAAGCAAGCGGGUGUCCGAGACAUGUUGACCUAAUGUUUCAGUGCUCCGACAAUCAGACCGAAUUACUCUAGAGCUGAGAAACUGAA